Penicillium cosmopolitanum is the source of this 378-nucleotide messenger RNA. Its product is annotated as RNA polymerase II mediator complex head subunit MED22. Gene Ontology annotation, cellular component: mediator complex. Gene Ontology annotation, biological process: regulation of transcription by RNA polymerase II. Gene Ontology annotation, molecular function: transcription coregulator activity. The coding region runs from base 1 to 378 and encodes 125 amino acids. The record is from RefSeq and is a predicted model, not a curated record. The transcript is spliced from 4 exons. NCBI's taxonomy places the organism in Eukaryota, Fungi, Ascomycota, Eurotiomycetes, Eurotiales, Aspergillaceae.
AUGGACACCCAGCCAAAUGCCAAAGCGCUACACACGCGCAUCAACACCGAUAUCUCGCAAUUGCUCCAGCGAUUCGAGAAUAUAAUGGCCACGGCAACGGCCCAAAAUACCACCCACACAUCUACAGCUGUUGAAACAUAUCAACUGGAUGUUGAAUCCACCGCUCUCGUCCGAGCCGCGGAGGAUAUCUUAUCUCUCACACGCACCAUGAAGGAGAUGUGGCUUUUUGGUAAAUUGGAAACCAUCGGUGAAAAUGAGCGUGAUAUUGAGCGCCGUGAACAACUUGAGAAGAAUAUUGCGGAUAUUCAGAAAGCUAUCGAGGAGGGUAGUUUGACUAAGCGGGCUUUUCCGGAUGAGACGAAGAAGGUGGAGAAAUAG